AUGGGCGGAAUUGGUAAAACAACCAUCGCCAAAGCUAUUUAUAAUGAAAUUGUUCAAAGCUUUGAGGCAAAAAGUUUCCUCACAAACAUUAGAAAAGCUCGGGAAGAAGAAAAUGGCCAGGUUCUUUUGCAAGAAAAACUUCUUUCUGACAUUUUACAAACAAAAAAGAUUGCACUGCAAAGUCUUGAAUUGGGAAAAGCUGUAAUAAAGAAGAGGCUUUGUCAUAAAAAGGCACUUAUUGUCCUACAUGAUAUCAAUAACGUGGCCCAACUCAAUGUUUUGUGUGGAAGUCGUGAAUGGUUUGGCCCAGGUGGUAGAAUAAUCAUCACUACUAGAGAUGAGCAUCUGCUUAAGAUCCUUCAAGUUGAUAUUGUAUAUAGUAUGAAAGAAAUGAAUGAUAAUGAAUCUCUUAAGCUUUUUAGUUAUCAUACAUCUAAGCAAGCAAACCCAAUAGAAGAUUUCAAUGAACUCUCAAGGAGGGUUAUUGCUUACUCCGAAGGUCUACCACUAGCCCUUGAAAUCCUCGAUUCUUAUUUGUUUGAUAAGCCAAUAAAAGCUUGGGCAAGUGUUUUAGAUGGACUUAAAGCACUUCUAGAUGAUCAAAUACAUAAAAAGCUAAAAAUAAGCUAUGAUGGUUUGAGUAAUGAUGAGGAGGAAGAAAUAUUCUUGGAUAUAUGUUGUUUUUUUAUUGGAAGGGAUAGAAACUAUACCACACAAAUAUUGGAUGGUUGUGGAUUGCAUUUAGAAAUUGGAGUCAUAAGCUUGAUAUGUAUGGUUUACUACGCGACAUGGGACAAGAGAUCAUUCGUGAAAUGUCACCAAAUGAGCCUGAGAAUCAUACCAGAUUGUGGUUUCAUAAAGAUGUGGUUGAAGUGUUAA
Molecule: messenger RNA, 879 nt
Organism: Neltuma alba
Lineage: Eukaryota; Viridiplantae; Streptophyta; Magnoliopsida; Fabales; Fabaceae
Product: TMV resistance protein N-like
Exons: 1
Coding region: 1-879 (292 amino acids)
Biological process (GO): defense response
Molecular function (GO): ADP binding
Source: RefSeq, a predicted model, not a curated record